AUGGCCUCCACAAAUGUUGACGACGACAUUGAUACCCGAGAUUCGCUUGAAUUGAAUUCAUCGCUGGCUGAAAAGGACUCGCUUGCGUGCAUUGUCUGUGGGGACGUGGCCACUGGUCGACACUACGGUGCUAUAGCAUGUAACGGCUGUAAAGGAUUUUUCCGUCGUACCAUUCGUCGUGGUUACAAGUAUACGUGCAGGUUCAAAUCUGAAUGUUUUAUAGACAAACAUAACCGAGCCGUUUGUCGAUUUUGUCGAUAUACGCGAUGUAUCCGAGCUGGUAUGCGAGUUGAACAAGUGCAGAACGAAAGAGAUGUAAUCGGAAAGCGAAUUAGAACGGGCAGCAUCUGCGCAACAAAUAAACCUCAUAUCAAAAGACAUCAAAGUAACUGCCUAGAUAUAGGAAUGAACCGGAACAUCAUUGAAAGCUGGGCUAGUGAGGCGGACUUCGUGACAAGCGCAGUCUGGCUCAAGGAGAGAAAAUCAUCGAAACGGUCAUCACCAGAAAUCACCGGAUCCCCAGAGGAUGUAUGGGAUUGCCCGGAAACCUUGAUUGGAGCGUUAUUAAAAUCGGAAAAGACAAUCAACAGCCUGCGUGAUUCCGUCAUCAAACAAACGGGAAACGUCGAGUACUCCAUAAAACCUGAGGAACCUCAGUCGUGUUCAUCUGGAGCAAGGACAGCGACAGUGAACGACAUCUUCAAAUCCCUUCAUAGUCAAUUGUUACUAGUCAUCGAAUGGGCCAAGACGCUUCCACCGUUCCUCACUCUCUCCACAGCAGAUCAAACGGCGCUGUUAAAGAACUUCGCUCCUCAGCAUGUCGUUCUUUGCGUUUCAUAUCGUUCCAAGGAAGGAGCUGAUUUUCUGAAGCUGAUCAACGACAGUUUCAUACCUAGACCGUCGAAAGAGGAGCAGGACAAGAGGGACAAUGAAUUCUACCUACGAGAUUGUGAGCGUGUCAUGGAUCAAAUGGUUGCUCCAAUGAGAUUUUUGUCCAUCGAUGAUGCCGAGUUUGUGACGCUCAAGGCUUGUGUUCUGUUCAAUCCUGUGGCAAAAGGUCUUUCUCCGUUGGCAGUAACCACCGUGUUGAAUACGAGAAGGCGUAUAUUCUCAGCCCUUGAGCACUACGUUCGAACGCGAAAGCACGAUGAGAGGACUCGACUAGGAGACCUGACCCUUUUCGUUUUGUCUCCCUUGUCGUCUUUGGCGAACUCCAUUUGUGAGGAUAUACUGGUAUCAAAGUUGAGUGGUGUCGCCCGUCUGGAUGUACUAAUGGAGGAGCUGAUGUUGGCAGAUGCUGAAGAACAGAACAAGUGUGCUUCACAUCGAGGCGUUUUGGCGGUCGCCAGUGCUAUUCCUGGUCCGAGUGACUUCAGUGUGCUAGCUCAAAGUGACAAAGCGUAG
Messenger RNA from Haemonchus placei, 1404 nucleotides. The record is from the annotation of a GenBank genome assembly. NCBI's taxonomy places the organism in Eukaryota, Metazoa, Nematoda, Chromadorea, Rhabditida, Trichostrongylidae.